Capsella rubella is the source of this 1385-nucleotide messenger RNA. RefSeq names its product nitrilase-like protein 2. Lineage: Eukaryota; Viridiplantae; Streptophyta; Magnoliopsida; Brassicales; Brassicaceae. Gene Ontology annotation, molecular function: hydrolase activity, acting on carbon-nitrogen (but not peptide) bonds, in linear amides. The record is from RefSeq and is a predicted model, not a curated record. Bases 24 to 950 code for a protein of 308 amino acids. The transcript is spliced from 9 exons.
GGUAGUCUCACCACUACGUGCGGAUGAACGCUUACUUUGUUUCUCACGACUUCACCAAGCCUUCUCUAUUUACAACACGCAUCACUCUCUCCUCUACUCAGAUUCCUCUUACCAUGGCCACCUUAAACAAGACAGUUCGUGUCGCAGCUGCUCAAAUGACAUCAGUGAAUGAUCUCAUGUCCAAUUUCGCCACUUGCUCUCGUCUCGUUCAAGAGGCAGCAUUGGCCGGUGCAAAGCUGAUUUGUUUCCCUGAGAACUUCUCCUUUGUGGGUGAUAAAGAAGGGGAGAGUGUGAAAGUUGCUGAAGCAUUAGAUGGGCCAGUGAUGCAACGGUAUUGCUCUUUAGCCAGGGAUUCAAAUAUAUGGUUGUCUCUUGGAGGCUUUCAAGAAAGAUUUGAUGAUACCCAUUUGUGUAAUACACAUGUUGUGAUCGAUGAUGCUGGAAUGAUCCGAGACACUUACCAGAAAAUGCAUUUGUUUGAUGUUGAUGUUCCUGGUGGAAGCUCGUACAAGGAAAGCAGCUUUACAGUUCCAGGGACAAAGAUUGUUUCCGUAGACAGCCCUAUUGGACGCUUAGGCCUUACUGUAUGCUAUGAUUUGAGGUUUCCUAAGAUUUACCAGCAACUGAGGUUCGAUCAUAAAGCUCAGGUUUUACUAGUACCGUCAGCUUUCACUAAGGUCACUGGCAAGGCACACUGGGAGAUUCUUCUUCGAGCCCGAGCAAUCGAAACACAAUGUUAUGUCAUAGCUGCUGCUCAAGCAGGAAAGCAUAAUGAGAAAAGAGAAAGUUAUGGAGAUACAUUGAUCAUUGAUCCAUGGGGAACUGUAGUUGGAAGAUUACCUGAUCGUGUUUCGACUGGCAUUGUCGUGGCAGAUAUUGAUUUUGCACUUAUUGACUCGGUGAGAACAAAAAUGCCUAUUGAUAAGCAAAGGGUCUCGAUAGAUCUCUGAUGAACCCAUUGGUGUUGUGAAAUUUGGAGUCGUGAUUUUUUUCUGGUAAGUUGUAAAUACCUAUCUCUAUAGGCAAAUGGACCUUGUACUCACCCAUCAUGGUUAAGUGAUAAGAUGUUUUCACCCAUCAUGGCUGCAUUGGAACCUACAAGUCUUUUUAAUAAGGGAGACAUCAAAACAGGAUGUAUAUAGGUAACUUCCGGAAGUUGUAGGCGGCAAACGACUUCUCUGACAUGUUGUGAACACUUGAAAUUGAAAAAGGACCAUAAAACUUGUGAGAGAGCCUUUGGGAUGUUUGGUGGAACAAAAAAUAUUGCCAAUAUAGUUACAAGCUUAGAUACACCGAACAACAUUAUUUGAAUUUCACAUUCUCUGUUUUGUAUCGGUUUAUCGUUUCAUCCGAUUAUUGGCCCGGGUAUAGAUGACCAUUUAACA